This is a messenger RNA of Epithele typhae, 948 nucleotides long. Its product is annotated as PDT-domain-containing protein. Gene Ontology annotation, biological process: L-phenylalanine biosynthetic process. Gene Ontology annotation, cellular component: cytoplasm. The coding region runs from base 1 to 948 and encodes 315 amino acids. The record is from RefSeq and is a predicted model, not a curated record. The transcript has 5 exons. Gene Ontology annotation, molecular function: prephenate dehydratase activity. Lineage: Eukaryota; Fungi; Basidiomycota; Agaricomycetes; Polyporales; Epitheliaceae.
AUGGAAAACUCGACAUCACCUCGACUGGCUUUUCUCGGCCCAGCAGGAUCCUAUUCUCACCAGUGCGCAAUCGAGAGGUUCGAUGAUUCCGUGCAAUAUGUCGAACAACCCAACAUAUCCAAUGUGUUCAAUGCGGUCUCCGCCGACAUCCCCUUCGCUGUCAUUCCGCAGGAAAAUAGCGUUCACGGGACCGUCAACGAAACCUAUGAAUCCUUCCGCAGUCCACAAGCCGGUCGAUCUGUUUUCGUGAGAGGUGAAUUGACGAUCGCAAUCAGGCAUUGCUUGGUUGUCCGGGACGGAAUCAAGUUGGAGGAAGUUGAGAGAGUCAUGAGCCACGAACAGGCCCUUGGACAGUGCUCUCACUUCCUGUCAGAACACUUGCCACAAGCCACAAGGAUGAAGGUGCCAUCCACUUCCGCCGCAGCACGAGCUGUCCUCAACUGUGGCCCGGGGACCGGAGAGCCCGAGAGCGCUGCAAUCUGCUCUGUCCCUUGCGCCGAGUCGUUUGAUGGAUUGCGCAUACUGUUUCGAGACAUUCAAAACACCGCCACCAAUUUGACGCGCUUCCUGAUAUUAGCCAACUCCAUGGACACCCCACUCCCAGGCGGUAAACUGGAGCCUCGCCGACAACGUGCGCUCGUUCGAGUGAGCAACCGACUGCAUCAGGGCAGAGAAGACGAGCCACCGUUCCCCAGCCGCGCGACGCGAAUGGUACUAAGCACGCUGCUCACCACGUUCGGAUGCCCGGCUCUUCGAGUCGACCGCAAACCAUCGUUGAACAGCGUUCCGUUCAACGAUACCUAUUUCCUCGAGCUUGGAGAUCUCACACUUCCCAUCUCCCCAACGACGGAGAAGCUGCAUGAAUCCGAAUGGCUACAGCGCAUCAAGGCUGGCCUGGACAGCGUUGAGGCAGCAGGCGGGGAAGGCGUCAUCCUAGGCUUGUGGUGA